CAGUCAGUCAGUCAGUCAGCUGCCGGGAUGCAGUCCUGCAGUGGGACUCCAGCGGGCUGCAGCGUCGGAGACUGACGGCCGAGCGGACUUGAACCGAAACCACCACACCAGCGGAACGUUUACUUGACUUCUUCUUCUUCUUCUUCUUCUUCUUCUUCGUCUUCUUCUUCUUCUUCUCUUCUUCUUCUUCUUCUUCUUCUUCUUCUUCUUCUUCUUCGGACGUGGAUGUCGGCCCCCGCCGGGCAGCUUCUCGGAGUUCUCUGGAGAUUCCCCUCGGGCGGUGGGUGGGUGGACGCGACCACAGCGGUAGCAGCGGCGACGCAGGUCCGCUCGAGGAGUCGAGGAGCCCGGCGAAGAGAGGCGGACCGGACCGCUGCUAUUCCGGCGCAGCUUUAAUGAAUAAGCAGAGCUGCUGACCUUCUAGCUGCAGGGACCCUUCUCCACAAGUAUGGGGUCACCAUGGAAACCAAUUCUCCUCCUCUCUGUCAUCAGUGGCCUUUCAGACUCGGCAUGGGCGGUGGCGGCGCGGCCCAUCUCGUACGCCGCCGUGCUACGGAUGAAAGCGGACAGCUCGUCGUCGCUGCUCAACUCCCGCGUACGACCCCGGCAGCAACCCGACGGCGGGCUGGCACCGCCGCCCGACUGGCCCGUCUUCGCCAGUCACCCGCAUCCGGCGCUCAGCCUCCUUGGCUCUCAGGAGGACUACAGAAGUGAAGAGAGCGAAGAGUUUGGGCCGAUUUUCAUCCAGGAGCCCAACGAUGUGAUUUUCCCUUUGGGCAGCGGCGACAACAGAGUGGUGAUGCACUGCGAGGCACGAGGGAACCCUCCGCCUACGUACAGCUGGUACGUCAACGGGACACAGGCGGACACCCGAGCGGGCUUCCGCUACAGGCUCAUCAAAGGCAACUUGAUCAUCGCCAACGCCAGCGAAAGCACCGACUUCGGGACGUACCAGUGCCGCGCCGAGAACACCUUUGGCAUCGUUAUGAGCCGCAAUGCUCGUUUACAGUUCGCUCACAUCGGCGCGUUCAGCGCAAAGCCCAGAGGUGGCGUCUCGGUGCGUGAAGGGCAAGGUGUUGUGCUCAUGUGUACGCCGCCGCCUCAUUCUCCAGAGAUCAUCUACAGCUGGGUGUUCAACGAGUUCCCGUCCUUCGUGGCCGAGGACAGCCGCCGCUUCAUCUCGCAGAUGACGGGCAACCUGUACGUGUCCAAGGUGCAGCCGUCGGACGUGGGCAGCUACAUCUGCCUGCUCAAGAGCACGGCUACCAACGCCCGCGUGCUCAGCCCGCCCACGCCGCUCACGCUCAGGACGGACGGUGUCAUGGGUGAAUACGAGCCCAAAAUCGAGGUGCACUUCCCGACCGCCGUGCUGGCUGCCAGGGGCGUCACUGUCAGACUGGAGUGCUUCGCUCUGGGCAAUCCAGUGCCCACAAUUACGUGGAGAAAGAUCAACGGCAACAUACCGAAAAAGGCCAGACUCCGCAAGUCCCAGGCCGUCCUGGAGAUCCCCAACAUCCAGCUGGAGGACUCGGGGACGUACGAGUGCAAAGCUGAGAACCUGAGGGGAGGGACAGCUUUCAAGGGACAUCUGCAGGUCUACACACUGCCGCAAUGGGUGAGAAUGAUUAAUGACACUCAGCUGGAUAGUGGGGAGAAGCUCCAGUGGGAAUGCAAGGCCACGGGGAGGCCCCGGCCUACCUAUCGCUGGCUGCGCAACGGUUUGCCCUUGACAUCCCAGGGUCGAAUGGAGAUUGUGAACGGUGAGCUCUCCAUUCACAAGCUACUGCCUGUGGACUCAGGAAUGUACCAAUGUGUGGCAGAGAAUAAGUACGGCGCCGUUUACUCCAACGCCGAGCUCAAGAUUUUAGCGUCGGCGCCCGCCUUUGUGCCCAAUCCGGUGCGAGUCGUCGCCACGCUGGGCAAGGAGGCGUCCAUCGAGUGCAAACCCAGGGCGUCGCCCAAGCCGCGGAUCACGUGGAAACGAGUAGACAGGAAGAUACAGCCAAGUAAAAGGUUGAUGCUGUUGAGAAACAACACUCUGAGGAUCGUCAAUGCCAGCCAAGCGGACGAAGGCGACUACGUGUGUCGGGCGGAGAAUCACCUGGGCUGGGCCGAGAUGACAGCCACGCUAUGGGUGAAAGAGGCCAUGCGUGUGGAGCUCAGCCCGAGUCGCGUGGAGGUGACCGUGGGUGAGAGCGUGGUGCUGAGUUGCAAGGCGCUGCACGACACCUCGCUGGACGUCACCUUCCAGUGGCUGUUCGACCACAAGCCAAUCAACUUCCAGCAGGGCGGCGGCCACUUCGAGUACAUUCAGACUGUCCGAGCCAAACAGUUGUCCACAGUGGAUUUGAUGAUAAGGAGCAUUUUGCUGAAGCAUGCCGGGAAGUACGGCUGCAGGGCCCAGACCAGCGCCGACACCGUGAGCGCAGAGUCGGAACUUCUUGUUCGAGGUCCUCCCGGGCCUCCCGGUGUGGUGAUUGUGGAGGAGAUCACCGAGACCACAGCCACCCUGUCGUGGACCCGCGGCCUGGACGACCGCAGUCCGAUCAGUACCUACCACCUGCAGGCCCGUAGCCCCUUUUCAUUAGGCUGGCAAACGGUUAAAACAGACCCAGAGCCCGUGACCGGGGACCUGGAGUCGGCCAUGGCGGUCGAGCUCAACCCCUGGGUGGAGUACGAGUUCCGAGUGGUCGCCAGCAACGCCAUCGGGACGGGAGAUCCCAGCGCUCCUUCCAGAGGAGUCCGAACUAAAGAAGCAGUGCCCUCAGUGGCGCCGGUGAAUGUGAGUGGCGGGAAUGGCCGCAGGCACGAACUGGUCAUUUCCUGGGAGCCGGUUUCGGAGGAGUUCCAAAACGGUGAGGGUUUCGGCUACAUCGUAGCCUUCCGCGCCAACGGCACCCGAGGCUGGAAGGAGAAGAUGGUGACGUCGGCCGACUCGACCACGUACAAGUACCGUGACGAGACCUUCCCGCCACUGACGCCCUUCGAGGUGAAAGUGGGCGUGUACAACAACAAGGGCGACGGGCCCUUCAGCCCGGUCGUCGUCAUCCGCUCUGCCGAGGGCGAGCCCAGAGAGGCGCCGUCUGACGUGAAAGCGUACGCGAUUUCGGCUUCGCAGAUAAGAGUCACGUGGAGACCACCCGACCCCGGUCCUGGAAGACCCAAAGGAUACGAGGUGAGCUACUGGAAAGCGACGGAGAAGGAGGACUCGGGCUGGAAACAGAAAACAACCAAGAACGAGACUUCCUUGGUCUUGGGGGGUUUGGACGGUAACAGCCAGUAUGUCGUCACCGUCAAAGGCUUCAACGGCAUCGGACAGGGACCCGCCAGUACCACUGUCGCGGCCGAGACCAGGAAAGCCCCUCCUGUGCAGCCUCCGGGCAACCUGCUGUGGAUUCAAGAGGGCAACAACGUGUCUCUGAGCUGGGACCCGGUGAAGGCCAAGGAAAACGAGUCCGAUGUCAUCGGAUACAUGGUGUACGGGCAAAGAGCGGCGAGUGCAAGGAGAAACUGGCGUGGCCCGCGUUGCUGUUGGUCCUGCUGGUGCCUUCGGCAUCCUGGUGAGGCCGCCUGCAGUCAUGUUUUUCCAUUUGGGGGGAUAGGACACGCCCGGCUCCUUUUUUUUAUUCCCUCUGCCGCCGCCGCCGCUUGCCCGGCCGGGUCGGCGUUCCCGACGAGGAGGAGGAGGAGGAGGAGGAGGAAAGGUCCGGGUGGGGGUUGUGUCAUCUCAUCACCCGUUUAGUUUCGUGUCCAACAUCGCGCUAGUGUUGUGCUGUCGUGUGCCGUGCGAGGAGAGAUUUUUUGUUUUUUUUAAGCACUCGUCUCAUUGACUCCCGGGCUCUGCGAAGCGUGAACGCUUCUCGGAAAGGAUGCGGCGCGAGCACGAGCGGGAUCGUCGCCCGCCUCCCGCACCCGCACCCGCACCGCCUCCUCCUUCCUCCGGCUGCCCGACGAGCCAGGCGGCAGAAAACUCACUCGAGGAAAGAAGAAGUGCUUUUUUUUUACUAACCGAACCGAGACGACUCGGACUGCUUUCCAAGACUUGCUUUUUUGUACGUUGUGUUACCUUGUAGAGAAGAACACAGUGGCGUGUAUCAGCUUUGUUUCCGUUGGUAGCGGCGCUUACGUGCUCGGUGGUCCAAUUCGUUGGAAGGGCAGUCGGCAGCAGUAGGGACUCCUGGUGACCAAUAAAUGUGAUGUAUAUUUUCAAAA
Phyllopteryx taeniolatus (common seadragon) is the source of this 4212-nucleotide messenger RNA. It is a transcript of the gene cntn5, whose product is annotated as contactin 5. The coding region runs from base 449 to 3742 and encodes 1097 amino acids. NCBI's taxonomy places the organism in Eukaryota, Metazoa, Chordata, Actinopteri, Syngnathiformes, Syngnathidae. Gene Ontology annotation, molecular function: cell-cell adhesion mediator activity. The transcript is spliced from 23 exons. The record is from RefSeq and is a predicted model, not a curated record. Gene Ontology annotation, biological process: cell-cell adhesion; brain development.